Messenger RNA from Colletes gigas, 3012 nucleotides. RefSeq names its product eukaryotic translation initiation factor 4E-binding protein Mextli (gene mxt). Bases 149 to 1675 code for a protein of 508 amino acids. Gene Ontology annotation, biological process: regulation of formation of translation initiation ternary complex; positive regulation of translation. Gene Ontology annotation, cellular component: cytoplasm; RNA cap binding complex. The record is from RefSeq and is a predicted model, not a curated record. The transcript has 11 exons. Lineage: Eukaryota; Metazoa; Arthropoda; Insecta; Hymenoptera; Colletidae. Gene Ontology annotation, molecular function: translation initiation factor activity; RNA binding; eukaryotic initiation factor 4E binding.
GUGUUUGAAGAAUUUUAUAACCUAAAGAAAAGGAAUUUAUUUAGAUUAAUAAAUAUGAACUGUUCCUUUAUAAUUUCGUUUCCGUAUUUAAUCUCACUUAAUAUUGAUCCCACAAAUAAUUAUCACGUCUGUUUCAUUAUUGCAAACAAUGGCUGCAACGCAACUAAGCAGGGCUCGAACAAUCAAGAAAGUCGAAAAACCUCGGCCACUUAAACUCAAUCAACGCCACUCGAUCGUCGAUGGGCGGAUGACGACUGUGGAGGACAUAGUGUCCUUAAUCGACAACGUUGCAAUGCAACUAACCAAUGGCUUCCAUGACCGAACGCUGCAAAUGAAUGUGGUUACAAUGUGUAAUCAUUUAAAACUUUUUGCCCAUCAAUUAGAAGCUAUUUAUAAAGAUCAGUUGGAUAGAGCUUUUGUGGCGAUCAGAAAUGGAAGUCAGGACGAAAAACUAGAUCUGACGACUAGGGUUCACCUGCUGGAACUUAUAGAGUUAAGAGCUAAGCAGUGGCGUCACAAUGAUUCUAUGGAUGUGUAUUACACACAGAAGUUAUCACAUUUGGAUAAUGCAGAAGUGAUUCCUGACACACCUACGAGUGCAUUGUCAUCUCCUUUGGCGGCAAUGAAUUCACCCACUGUGGCACCAAUUUUAGGACCUGGUGAAGUGAUAAAAAAUAGUGGGAAAUUUGUUAAACCUACACGUAUUCCUGGGAAAAACUACUGCAAAGAUGAAGUUGUUAUACGUAACAGUGAUUCUGGAAAAGUGAUGGGAAUAAAAGGGCGGCGGGUUCACAUGAUCGAAGAGCUCAGCCAGACAAUCAUCUCCUUCCAGCGAGUAAACCCUGGAGCCAAAGAACGACUUGUCCAAAUCACGGGUACUUCCGAGGACAAGAUACAUUAUGCGAAGGACUUGAUAAAAGAUACGAUUCAACGAAAUGCAUCGCCGGUGAGAUUGGAGCAAGGUGGAGGAGAAAAAGGAGCUAUGGGUGGUUCUAGUUCUUCGUUAAAUAGUAGUGCAUCAGAUGAAAGUAAUCGAUUGCAACAUCAACAACAAAACUCUCGUGUACGUUCACUCCUCCACAGCUUCUCCACCAACGACGCCAGUAUAGGCGAAUAUAAAUAUACAGUUACAGUUGGUAAUCAAUCUCUAAAGAUCACAGGAUGCAAUCUAGAUCUUGUCAGGACUGCAAAGUUAGUCUUAGACGAGUAUUUCUUGGGAGAUACUGAGAAUUUCACAAGCGGUAUAGAAUACUUCAAUUUUGAAGAAGAAUCUCCUUAUUCGGUCUCGUCUUGUAACACACAAAAAACAUCGUUAACCCCAAGUAAUACCAAUGAAAUAGGCCGAGAACUAAAUAUGGAUAGUGCUGCAACGUCAGAAAGUGAAGAGACAUAUAAACCUCGUAUAAUUUCCGAAAUAAAUCCUUCGACUCAGGAAGGCAUCUAUCUAGUUCCAGAAGUCAGAGAACUCACGUACGAGUUUUUGUUGUUGUGUUCAACAGGCCCAUAUGCCAAGCGGCCGCCCGCGGAUUGGGCUCGUAUUCAAAAGGAGUGCCCCAACAUUGUUCGCAAGGCACCGAUUCGCUGGUUCGAACCGGGAGCAUAUAAAGCUAAGGUAGCAGCUGCUGGUCUUAUUACAGUAUUGCCGGUCGGAGAAGGAGAAACUGAUCCGGAAUGAAGUCGAGAAAGUAACGUUUUCGAUCGUCGAGAAAUCGUAUGUAUUAAUAGUAAUCUUUACAUCGAUCUUUUAUGUCGAUGUAUUGUGAUAAAUUUUCAAAAAAAAAAUUUCAGUAUAUUGUUUGUUCAUAAAUGAACAUGAUAUACACAAGCUCUUACAGAAAUACAUAUACGCCCGCGCGCGUGCAUGCACUACAUACGUAUAUAUAUACAAUUAUAUAUAUAUGUAUAACGUUCCGUAAGACAGAUAAUAUGUAUUGCUCAAUUCAAUUAUAGCAAUACAAAAUAUGUAAUAUAAAUGUCGAGAUAAACGAUAAUAUUUAUAAAUUUGUGCGUGUUUAAAUCGUAAGUUUUCUCUAAAGAAUUGUAAUAUUUUUUUUUAAGCAUUUUGUGCUGUUAAAAAUUCGUGAGGUUUCGUUGUACGCUGCUACUUAAUUUCUAUUUAAUCAAAUGCGUGAACUGCAGCAAAUAUUUUUAUCGUAUACAUGAUUUCUGGCAUAUCAAACAUACGUACCGUUUUACGUAUUAUAGGAAAUUAAUUUUUGAAUUUCACUCUUAUUAUUGGAAUAUUCGCAAAUACGUUUAAACACUUGUGACGGACAGUAAGGCAGUUUUAAUGAUGCUUAGCAUGAUAGAUUAAUUUGCAGUACUCGUGAAAGUUCAACUUAUGGAAAUUAUCUAUGAAUUAUGUUCAGCAUUUUUAUUAAUAAUUUUCAAUGUAAGCUAAACAGCUUAAGUGUAGAAGUUGAAUAAGAAGAGAAAAAUAAUUCUAAUUCAGGAAAAAUUUUUACGAUAAUUAUACUAACAAAUUGUUUCUAUAAUUAAAGAGAAACUGAUUUUAGAGUCUAAUUUGAAUAAGUUUUUGAGAAAUGUAUCUUUCCACGUGUAACACUUCUCUUAUUACACGUAACAGACAUAACAAAGUAAUGGAACGGACAGUGAUUUAGCAUAGUCUAGUCUACCUAUUUAAAGUAGGAACUACCAUUUUGGUAAUUACUCUGCUGUGACAUAAUAACCAAAAAAAAAGGUUUCAUUUAAUCUCAAGAUUUUAUAUUUUAUACACUAAAAUGGUGAUGCUUAUGUGCAGUAUGUAAUAUUAAUUGUAUGGACAGAUUUUUUUUUUUACACAAUGUGUAGCAUUCAUUUUUAAUGUUGCACAUGUAUUAAAGAAAACUUGUCUAGUAAUAUUAUUGAUCCAUGGUUGUAGUUUUGUCAGUUUUUUUAUCAGACACAAAAUUUUAUGAAAAGAAAGUAUUUUUGUAUUCCACCACUAUGUCUGUUUUUAAUUAAGCUUCUAAUAUUUAUUAAAAAUGUUUCGUUAGCCAGAACAUAAUAACU